GGUAGGUGUCAUCUGGCUGGAUCCAGGGACUCAAGACAGUGCAGAAAUUCUGGCUGUGCUGGGUCUAGGAAGAUUUCAGAAGCCCGGGUGCGAGUGGUGCCUGUAGAGCACAGGCAGGCAGGGGCUGGAGCGAUGGGGGCGAUGCCGAGGCAGAGCGCCGAGCGCCGGGACGAGCAGGGACAGGAGCCCCAGUGUCCCUGGGAUCUCUGCGGGCUUCGGACGUGUCCGCUUGCCGGACUGGCUGAUGAGAAGAGCUGAAGUGUGGAAGUCAUUAACUUCACCCGGAUGGAGAAAUUGUCCCGUGCUUCCACUCCAAAGGCAGCCUGCGGUGGCUUCCUCCGCAAGAGGAACGCCUGCGGUGCUGGCCCUGCCCACUGCCGCUCACCGACCUCGCGGCCGCUUCCUCCUGUCCCCGCUGUGCCCCCUCCGCCGCUCCCUCCUGUCACCCCUCGUUUGCAGCAGCUCACAUCAGCGCGGAGCCGCUGGCGGCUCGCCCGCGGCUCUCCCAUCACCGAUCUGUGCCCCGGGGAAAUCAAGGAGCUCUCGGACAAUGGGGACAUUGUACCCGGGUUCCUGUGCCCUGGCGGGGGAAGGGAGCCGGUCCUGCAGAGCGACAGCCCCGUGUCCCCACACCUGGCAGUUCAUGAACCAGAUGACGGGGGACUGAUGCCGCAGACAUCAGCGCGGAGAGAAGUUUUGGUGGGAGUGAAUUGUGACAGCUUUUGGCUGGUUUUAAAACCAGAAACCAUCAGAAAACCAUCACAAGCUUCCCUGGCUACUGGCAUAGUCGCGGGGCUGUCAGCCACUGGAGAUGGGCAGUGGCAGAACUGGGAGGCUGAUGCCAGGUUUGGAAGUCGGGGCUGGGAGCCCUGCAGUGCCAUGCAGGCUGCACAAUUACAAGGUCAAGACCCGUUUCCCUGCAAGUAAUGGAUGGAGAAACUUCUCAUAGUGUGUAGGCAAUCGGUUGUAAAAACUUCGCUGAGAAGAUUAAUGCAUCAAGUGCAACCUUUGUGGAAAACAGAAAGAAAAGAAUUAAAAUAAUAGUUUGUUUUUUCAUGUUUAAUAUUAAUAACCAAACUUAUUUUGUGGGAA
Molecule: messenger RNA, 1092 nt
Organism: Prinia subflava (tawny-flanked prinia)
Lineage: Eukaryota; Metazoa; Chordata; Aves; Passeriformes; Cisticolidae
Exons: 3
Coding region: 286-927 (213 amino acids)
Source: RefSeq, a predicted model, not a curated record